Molecule: messenger RNA, 1319 nt
Organism: Aegilops tauschii subsp. strangulata
Lineage: Eukaryota; Viridiplantae; Streptophyta; Magnoliopsida; Poales; Poaceae
Product: bZIP transcription factor 12
Biological process (GO): positive regulation of DNA-templated transcription
Cellular component (GO): nucleus
Molecular function (GO): DNA-binding transcription factor activity
Source: RefSeq, a predicted model, not a curated record
CUCCGCCAUAGACAGUCGCAGUCUCGCACACAGAGAGCCCUCCCGCUUCCAUCGUUCCCCCACGUCUCGCGUCCAGAGCUUUCCCCCCUCUCCCUCUUUCCCUUUCCACCUCCCCCGAAACCUUCGACCCCGAGAGCCUAAAAAAUUCGAGCCAACAACACACAGAGAGACUGCGACAGCCCCCCGGCGCCGGCCGCCGGGUCCUCGCCGGGCUGCGGGCUGCCAGCGCAUGGCAUCGUCGCGGGUGAUGGCCGCGUCGUCGCAGCCGCCGCCGUCCGGCUCCUCCGAUCUCGCGCGCUUCCGGAGCGCCAGCGGCAUCGGAUCCAUGAACAUGGACGACAUCCUCCGCAACAUAUACGGCGAGGCGCCCCCCUCCGGCGCCGGCGCCCCGGCGGACCCCGCCCCCGCGCCGGAGGCCGCCGCCCGCCGGACGGCCGAGGAGGUCUGGAAGGAGAUCUCGGCCACCGGGGGCCUCUCCGCCCCCGCCCCCGCCCCUGCCCCCGCCGGCGGCGGAGGCGGCGAGGCGGGCGGCGCGGCCGUGAUGACCCUGGAGGAUUUCCUCGCCAGGGAGGACGACGGUAGGGUUACGGCGGUGGAGGGGAAUAUGGCGGUAGGGUUCCCCGAUGUGGGGGCGGAUGUGGGGGCGGGCGUGGCCGGAGGGCGACGACGAGGCGGCGGUGCCGGCGGCGCCGGAAGGGCGAGGAAGAGGGCGCUGAUGGAUCCCAUGGACCGCGCGGCCACGCAGCGCCAGAAGCGCAUGAUCAAGAACCGCGAAUCUGCGGCCAGGUCCAGGGAGAGGAAGCAGGCUUACAUCGCAGAACUGGAGGCACAGGUCACACAGCUUGAGGAGGAACAUGCCGAACUGCUUAGAGAACAGGAGGAGCAAAACGAGAAGAGGCUUAACGAGCUCAAGGAACAGGCAUUCCAAGUCGUCGUAAGGAAAAAACCAUCGCAAGAUCUUAGAAGGACCAACUCGAUGGAAUGGUAGAAGUAUCCGCGAGCUCUGUUGUUAUUCUCUUACAGUUACAGGGUUUCUUCUUUUGCUUUCUGUUUACCCUAGUCGUCGUUGCUGGCGGCGAUGUAGAAGCAGUAAAGACUUGUUAGGCGAAGGACUCUAGCUCGGAAAGAGAAGAAAAGAUGUAGUAGAUGAGGUUCUGUGCGUGGUUGGAAAGGUCACGCCAUUCAGAAUCGGUGUGUGAUCAGCUAUUUAAUUUUGCUGUCAUUGUAUGUACAAACCAGAAUAAGCAAUGUUUGCAUAAAAUGUAGACUAGAGUUGCCUCAGUUACAAAGACAUUUGAAGAGAUGUUUGUUUGUGUUCA